AUCUCCAUCCAUCAUAUAUCCGUACUAUACAUUCAUAAUGGUCACAUUGUAUCAUUGCUCAAAUGAAUGUUUAAUUGUUGUACUAAUUUUACAUUUGAAAAUUAUCAGUGAUCAUUGUAUUUUACUUAUUAUUGGAUUUAUUUAUUUCUAUAAUGUUUAGUGCGUGCAUUUUGCUUCCUUUGUGUUGAUAUGUAGUACGAAAGAGCUUCACUUCCAAUUACGAAGAAUUAUUUUAAGACUUUAAAAAAGUUAAAUGUAUAUUUCCAUCCCAUGUAAGCUAUAAACUAAAGUAAUUUUAAACUUUAAACAGACUUUAAACCACCACAUUCACAUAAAAUGCUGCCACACACACAAAAUAGCACACUCAAAGUUUAACAUCUCACAUUUAAAACACUGACUCAUGAACAUUAAAAAAUUAUAGCUGAAAAUAAAUAAAGAACUACGGUCUUGAAAAUAAAUGACAGAAAUAGAUACUAAUUCUAAUGUAUGUUUCUAUGCAAAAGAUGAAUGUUGAUACAAAGACCACCUUCAGAAUGGAUAAUAUAGCCUAUGUUUCUUUGCAGAAGAUGAAUGUUGAUACAAAGAUGACUUUCAUAAUGGAAGACCUUCACUUUUAUGCUGAUUACAAUGACAGCUACAGUGGGAUUUAUGAAGACGACUGCUGUGGACUUGUGUGUGAUCAGGAGUCUAGCAUGCACUUUGAUUCCAUUUUCAUUCCGGUCCUUUACUCUCUGGCGCUGGUAGUGGGGCUGGUGGGAAAUGGGCUGCUUCUGGUGGUACUGUGGAAGAAAAGGCUGGGCUUUAACGUUACAGACAUCUUCAUCCUUCACCUGUGCUUAGCAGACACUCUGCUGCUGCUGACGCUGCCCUUCUGGGCUGUAGAGGCAGUGAAAGGGUGGAUCUUCGGCACAGCGCUCUGCAAACUGACUGGAGCUCUGUUCAAGAUCAAUUUCUACUGUGGCAUUUUCAUGCUUUCCUGCAUCAGUCUUGACCGCUACCUGUCUAUCGUCCAUGCAGUGCAGAUAUAUUCUCGUAAAAAGCCCAUGGUGAUUCACUGUUGCUGCCUGAUGGUCUGGCUCUUCUGCCUUCUGCUCUCCAUUCCUGACUGGAUAUUCCUUGUGGCCGUCGAGGACAGCAGACGUCAGGAUAAAUCAGAAUGUGUUCCGGUUUACCACUCUGAUCCUGAAUCUUGGCAUCUGGCCACUCGUCUGCUCUACCAUAUUUUGGGUUUCGCUCUUCCUGCACUAGUGAUACUGUUCUGUUACUCUUGCAUUCUCGUGCGGGUGAGACGUGGCUCUCAGGGCAUGCAGAAGAAGAGGGCCAUCCGUGUCAUCAUAGCCCUCGUACUGGCUUUCUUCAUCAGCUGGACACCCUACAACAUCACCCUAAUCGUUGACACCAUACAAAGCAACCAGAUUAUCUAUUCCACUAACCAAAUAUCUUGUGACAGCAACAACACAGCAUUGAAUGUAGCUCUUACAGUUACUUCCACAUUGGGCUACUUACACUGCUGUGUCAACCCAGUGCUUUACGGUUUUGUGGGGGUGAAGUUCAUCUAACUGUCGGUAACUACAAUAAAUGGUUUUAAUAAUCCUUUUAACUCUAUAAGAAUGGGGAAGUCCAUGCUACAACGAAAAUUACAGAGGAACUUUAUAGUUGGAAUCACUUUCAGAAUGACUUUUUUUUCAGCUGAAGAAUGAUAAAAACAUUGACAACCAUAAUCCAACCAAUUUUAAAGAGCUCGGGGGUUUAAACCAACAGACGACAAAACUGCAGCACACCACUUAUAAUAAACAUAACAUUAUCGUCCAUUGGUGUGGACUGUAAUAUUUAUCUUUAUUCUUAUCUUUAUAGUUAUCAUUCUUGGUGUGAACAGAUCUUUAGUCUCAUGACUGCUGAUUAGCAUGCAUGAAUAUAGAAAAGUCUUUUAUCUUACAUUUGUAUAUUUCUAUUUGCACAUGUGGCAGCUACUUUAGGUUAUUUUUUGCAUUUCUCAAAUAUACCUGAUUGCUUACAGCUCACAUUUUAGAGAAAGAUAAAACAAGUUUCUAUUUCGAGAAAAUAGAUCACCCUUUAAUACUUGGCAGAUUUGUCCAAUGCAUCAGACUUUUGAAAAAGAGUGAGCAGCUGAUUUUACAAUUAUAUAGCCAACAUUUUGAAGUUAUGUAGUGUCUAGAAGUGUUCCUUAUUUUACAUUUUAAUUAUCUUAUGUUUUUAUUUUUUUAUGCUGAUGAUGUGAUUUUAAAUCAAUUUCAAUUUGUUAUAGCCUAAAUAAUAAAAAACUCUAUACUUGUCAUGUAAAGCAGAACUGCAAAUGUGUAUUUGUGUAUGCUUACUGUCUUUUUAUAUUUUGAUACAGGCUAUAACUUUUUCAAUUUUUUUCAGUUGUGUUUGCAUAAAUCCUGUAGCUACAAUGAGAAAUCUGUUUAAUUAAUGCUGUAAAACUGCAAUAAAAUAAAAUAGAAAUUACAAUGUAGACACAGUAGGUAUAUGACUAAUACACAUUGUCAAUAUGUAGGCCUAUUACAUUUUUUGUAGUAUGAGAUUGUGAUGUGCAACAAUUAAAACCAAAUUUGCAAUAAUUAUAAUUCAUGCUAGCAAUGUGUUAAAAUAUGCUAACAACACGCUAAUUCAUGCUAGCAAUAUGUUAAUUCAUGUUGGCAACAUGAAUUCUCAUGCCAACCUGUUAAAACAUGUUUACAAAUGUGUUAAAACAUGCUAGCAACAUGCUAAAUCAAGUUAGCAUUGUGAUAAAACAUGCUAGCAAAUUGUAGUGCAUACAGUAGGAUACUGUAUUUAGUUCAUACGUCCUAUCAAACGGCUAAUCUGCUGAAAUCACGUGACUUUGGCGCUCCGAGUCACUGAUUCAAUUCGUAAAGCUCCGAAGCAGUGUUAUGAAAUCGGCCCAUCACUAUAUUGUUAAAAAGUCAUUAUUUUGUUUUUUUGGUGCACAAAAAGUAUUCUCGUUGUUAUAUAAUAUUAAGGUAGUACCACUGAACUCAUGUGAACUGUUUUAAAUAUGUUUUUAGUACCUUUAUGGAUCUUGAGAGAGGAAAUGUCAUUGCUUUGAAUGCAGGCCUCACUGAGCCAUCGGAUUUAAUCAAAAAUAUCUUAAUUUGUGUUCCGAAGAUGAAUAAAGGUCUUAC
Messenger RNA from Ctenopharyngodon idella (grass carp), 3146 nucleotides. RefSeq names its product C-X-C chemokine receptor type 3. Gene Ontology annotation, biological process: inflammatory response; immune response; chemotaxis. The record is from RefSeq and is a predicted model, not a curated record. The transcript has 2 exons. NCBI's taxonomy places the organism in Eukaryota, Metazoa, Chordata, Actinopteri, Cypriniformes, Xenocyprididae. Gene Ontology annotation, cellular component: membrane. Gene Ontology annotation, molecular function: C-X-C chemokine receptor activity. The coding region runs from base 483 to 1559 and encodes 358 amino acids.